Talaromyces rugulosus is the source of this 255-nucleotide messenger RNA. RefSeq lists its product as uncharacterized. NCBI's taxonomy places the organism in Eukaryota, Fungi, Ascomycota, Eurotiomycetes, Eurotiales, Trichocomaceae. The transcript has a single exon. The record is from RefSeq and is a predicted model, not a curated record. The coding region runs from base 1 to 255 and encodes 84 amino acids.
AUGGGAGAUAUGGCAAUCACCGAGGACAUGCUCAAGAACAUCAUCGCCCCCGUCUUUGUUGCUUCAGCCGAGGAUGAUAGCGUCGCCCCGGGUCAGACGGAGGAAAUUGCACGUCUUCUUGGCGACCAGGCAACUUAUCAUCUUUUCCAAACAAAGCUUGGGGCUGGAGAGCACUGCCGUCUCGGUGCAGAGCCUCGGCUUGCUAUGAUAACAAUGGAAUGGCUACAGGGAGUGUUUGAGAAGGCGAAAGCUUGA